AUGAAUAAAGAAUUAGCCGAAAAAAUUAUUGAAUAUUUAAAAAGACUGGAAGAAAAUGAAUUUUCUCAAAAAAUAACCAGCAAAAAAAAAAACCUAUUGCUAGCCAAAAAAAAGGAAUAUGAAAAAUUAGCAGCAAUUCAAAAAGAUUACCAAGAUUUAGUUCAGGAGGCAGACAAUAAGGAGGAACAAAACCUUUUUCAAACAGAAAUAACUAACCUCGAAAAACAAAAAGAACAGAUAAUUAAUGUUGUUAAAGAGGAAAUAAUUGCUGAGGAAGGAACCGAACAAGAUAUUGUUAUGGAAAUUCGUCCUGGAACUGGUGGCACUGAGGCCGGACUAUUCGCUCGCGACCUCUUUGCAAUGUACAAUAAUUUUGUCGAAAAGAAGGGGGAAGAAGUUUUUAAAUACCUAAAAAAUGAAGCCGGGGUUCACCGAGUUCAAAGAGUUCCGCGCACGGAAAGUCGGGGACGAAUUCACACCUCAACCGCUAGUGUAGUAGUUUUGCCGGAAGCCCAAGAUAUAGCCUUAAAUAUUCUUCCACAAGAUUUACGAAUUGAAACUUCUCGUUCGGGAGGAGCUGGUGGACAGCAUGUUAAUACUACUGAUUCAAAAGUACAAAUCACCCAUUUGCCCACUGGAAUUGUAGCCAUUUCCCAAGAUGGCCGAAGUCAACAUGAUAAUAAGGCCCGGGCUCUCUUUACUCUCAAAAGUCGUCUGUUAGAGAAAUUACAGUCUGAUAAAGAGAAAAAAACAGGGAAUUUGCGUUCUUCUAUGAUUGGUACCGCCGAAAGAUCCGAAAAAAUCCGUACUUAUAAUUAUCCUCAAAAUCGCAUUACCGAUCAUCGCUUGGGAAUUAGUUGGAAAAAACUCAACAUAAUUGUCAAAGGAGACCUUGAAGAAGUGUGCCAAAAACUUAUUGAUUAUGAAGUGGAGAAAAAGUUAGCCCAAUAA
Ambispora gerdemannii is the source of this 951-nucleotide messenger RNA. NCBI's taxonomy places the organism in Eukaryota, Fungi, Glomeromycota, Glomeromycetes, Archaeosporales, Ambisporaceae. The record is from the annotation of a GenBank genome assembly.